AUGGACCCGGGCUUCCAGAUGCCCGGGAUGCCCGCGCCGCCGCAGCUGAUCAACCAGCCGCCCCAGAUCUUUGGGGGCUACGACGGGCUCUCGCUGCAGCAGCUGCCCCCGGACAUGACGGCGCACAUGUUUGGCGACCCCAGCACGCUGCUGGACGACGCGAACGAGGCCAAGCGGCGGAGGAUAGCGAGGGCUUGCGACAUGUGCAGAAAGAAGAAGAUCAAGUGCGACGGCAAGCUGCCCGCCUGCACGCACUGCAUCAACUACAAGACGGAGUGCGUCUUCACGCAAGUCGAGAAGAAGAGGAGUCCGCCGAAGGGAGCCAAAUACAUCGAGGGACUAGAGAAUCGGCUGGGCCGUAUGGAGAGUCUUUUGAGGCUAUCGGGCUUGCUCGGCGACGACGACAACGGGGCGACAGAUCUGGGAACGCUGGAGAAGAAGCUGGCGGAGAAGACCAGAGAGUCGAGGCAGGCAUCCCAAGCGGCGCUUUCGAACCCGACAUCUCCGUCGCAGACGGCGUCGGCGCAGGACGAGAAGUCUACCCCGCAGAGCGCUCUGACGUCGCCCGAGCCGCCCAAGGAUAAAGACAACAACAAGGAGGAGAACCGCAAGUCGAUGACCUCGGACAGGCCCGAGAAGGAAGAGGAGGAGGUCGAGGCGCUGUCGGAGAUGAUGUGCUCGCUGGUGACCAACAACUGUGGAGAGACGCGGUAUAUCGGGUCGUCCUCUGGUUUCUCCAUCUUCUCCCCGAAGGGCAUCCAGUGGGUCAACGAGAAGACCGGCGACGCCUCUUUCCAGCAGAUGAUCUCCGACGUUUCCCUCGAGGACCACAAGUGGCACAACUGGAAGCCGGAAGUCUUUUCUGAUCUCUUCAGCCGACCCGUCUUCCGGCCGCUGCCUCAGAAGCCCGAGGCCAUGUCGUUGUUGAAGGACUACUUUGAGAACUUCAACUGCAUGUUCCCGCUGUUCCAUCAGCCAACCUUCAUGUACCUGGUCGAGAGGCAGUACUCGGACGACCCGUACGAGGGGUCUGGCUGGUGGGCUAGCUUGAACGUCGCCCUCGCCAUCGCCCACCGACUUCGCGUGAUGAGCAAGCUGGUCCCGGCCGAAGAGGACGAGAAGGCGUGGGCCUAUCUGAAGAACGCCAUGGCCGUCUUUUCCGAGCUGACCAUGCGCAACACCGAUCUGCUGAGCGUGCAGGCCCUGCUAGGAAUGGCCUUGUUCAUGCAGGGAACGCCGAACCCCCAGCCGUCAUUCCUCUUGAUCGCUGCAGCUAUUCGGUUGGCUCAUAGCAUCGGGCUUCACAAGCGCGGCACCGGCUUCAACCUGAACCCUAUCGAGAUCGAGCAGCGCAAGAGAGUGUUUUGGAUUGCGUACAUGCUGGACAAGGAUCUGUGCCUUCGCUCGGGGCGGCCGCCCGCACAGGACGAUGACGACAUGAAUGUGGACCUGCCCGAUGCCGAUCCGGAGGACAACAUUGGCAAUAUCCCCUUGUCUGACGGCAAGGGCAAGAUGAACCUCUUCAGGGUCCUCUGCGAGUUUGCCUUGAUCGAGAGCAAAGUCUACAACCGGUUAUACUCGACAAAGGCGACGAAGCAGACCGACGGGGAGCUCCUCAACACGAUUGGCGAGCUGGACCAAGAAUUGGAAGAGUGGAAGGACCGCAUCCCGAUCGACUUCAGGCCCGAGCACGAGAUCAAGGCUUCGCACACGCCAUUGAUCCUGCACGUUGUCAUGCUGCACUUCACAUACUACAACUGCUUGACCACCAUUCACCGCAUGUCGAUUCACCAUGGCUUCUGGACCAGUCGCCUGUCUAAUUAUGCCAUUCAGGGCCUCAACACGCGGCCGCUGAACCCACGGGUGUACUCUUCGGCGGCGCUGUGCACGUCUGCUGCCCGGGCGUCGAUCUCUCUGCUCAAGUACAUCCCUCAGGGUGACUUCCAGUGUGUCUGGUUGAUAUUGUAUUUCCCAGUUUCUGCACUGGUAACGCUGUUCGGAAAUAUCAUUCAGAACCCGAUGGAUCCGAGGGCGCGGUCGGACUCGAGGUUGAUGAACCUGGUGGUGACGUUCCUAUCCAUGCUGGGCCAGGAGGCCGAAAGCGGCGGUGUUCACCGCAUGCUCGGCGUGUGCUCCGAGUUUGAGCGCAUCGCGAAGCUCGUCAUCGACAAGGCCGAGAAGGAGAACGCGGGGCGGAGAAAGCGCAAGAGCCACGACCCCAACACGGCGGCCAAGCCCGCGGGUACGCCGGCGGCCGGCGCCAAGCCGGCGGCGACGACGCAGACGCCGCGCCCGUCGUCGGCGAGCACCCCGAAGCCGCACGUGCAGAACGCGACGCCGGGCAGCACCGUCAACGGGCAGCUGUCGCCGCCGCUGCAGCAGCAGGACGCCCGGUCGGUCAAGAGCGGCUUCAGCCCGCUGGCCUCGACGAUGAGCCAGCAGUCCUCGCCCGCCAUGGCGCCCACGAGCUGGCAGGCCUCCUCCGACUUUGCCUCCGCCAUGAACGGCGGCGGGGGGCCGCCGGACUUUUCUUCGCAGUUUGGCGACAUGUCCGGCUUUGCUUCUGGGCUCGCGGGGGGCCUGCACUCGCCGGCCAUGCAGAACGGCAUGUUUGGGCAGCCCAUGCUCCCGCAGGACCUGUUCUCGCUGCCCAUGACGCUCGACUGGGACUGGGCCGAGAUGAGCGGCGGCGCCUACCCGAGCAUUGAGAACGGGGCGCAGCCGCGGUGA
This is a messenger RNA of Thyridium curvatum, 2730 nucleotides long. RefSeq lists its product as uncharacterized. Bases 1 to 2730 code for a protein of 909 amino acids. Gene Ontology annotation, biological process: DNA-templated transcription; regulation of DNA-templated transcription. The record is from RefSeq and is a predicted model, not a curated record. Gene Ontology annotation, molecular function: zinc ion binding; DNA-binding transcription factor activity, RNA polymerase II-specific; DNA binding. NCBI's taxonomy places the organism in Eukaryota, Fungi, Ascomycota, Sordariomycetes, Thyridiales, Thyridiaceae. The transcript is spliced from 5 exons.